AUGAAGUUCCUAACGGGAUUGGCGCUGUUAUCCCUCAUUCCUUCUUCGUUUGCUGUCCCCACAGCUAGCAAUCCUCCAAGCAAGGACUUAGGUCAGGAAGAACAGCCCUUGAUCAAGCUCAAGCCGCAACGAACUUCCUCACGAGAGCUUGUGAAUCUCGAUGGCCUGUGGAAAUUCACCCUUGCUUCCGGUGCUAACGACACUACCCAACCCUGGACCGCGCCAUUUCCCAGAGGUGCUCUCGAAUGUCCAGUCCCCGCGUCUUACAACGAUAUUUUCGUCGAUCGCGAGAUCCGCGACCAUGUCGGAUGGGUGUACUACCAGCGCGAUGUUUUCGUCCCAAAAGGCUGGUCUAAGGAGCAGUAUUUCGUUCGAGCCGAGUCUGCUACCCAUCACGGUCGUAUCUAUGUGAACGACCGUCUCCUCGCCGAGCAUGUCGGUGGUUACACACCUUUCGAAGCCAAUAUCACCGAGUUUGUCACUGCGGGGGAGAAGUUCCGCCUGACAAUUGGUGUCAACAAUGAGCUUACCCAUGAGACCAUCCCACCAGGCAAGAUUACGGUGGCUGAGGCCACCGGAAAGAGAGUCCAGACCUACAAUCAUGACUUUUACAACUAUGCUGGUCUUGCUCGCUCGAUUUGGCUGUAUUCUGUACCUCGUGAACAUAUCCAGGACAUCACUGUUGUGACAGACGUCGAAGGUGAAACUGGAUUCAUCAACUACAGCGUCAAGGUGGCCAACAAUGGGACUGGAAAGGUCAAAGUCUCUGUUGUUGACGAGGAUGGAGCCGUUGUUGGAACUGCCUCUGGGGCUGAGGGUACCGUCAAGAUCAAGUCUGUCAAGUUGUGGCAACCAGGUGCUGCCUAUCUUUACCAAUUGGAAGCCAGCAUUGUGGAUUCCCGCGAUAAGGUAGUGGACACCUACAGCCUAGCCACGGGCGUGCGCACUGUCAAGGUUAGCGGGUCGAAGUUCCUCAUCAACGGCAAGCCCUUCUACUUUACCGGAUUCGGAAGACACGAAGACACCGCAGUGCGCGGUAAAGGACAUGACCAAGCAUAUAUGGUUCACGAUUUUCAACUGAUGAACUGGAUUGGCGCAAACUCUUUCCGAACCUCGCACUACCCCUACGCCGAAGAGGUCAUGGACUUUGCAGACCGCCACGGAAUUGUGGUAAUCGACGAAACACCCGCCGUGGGAUUGAACAUUGCUUUGCUGGGUGUGUCCGGAGGUGCAGCCCCAAAAACCUGGGCUCCUGAUGGUAUCAACAAGAACACCCAGACAGCCCACAAGCAGGCGAUCCGCGAACUAAUCAGCCGCGACAAGAACCACGCUAGUGUUGUCAUGUGGUCUAUUGCCAACGAACCAGCCUCGAACGAAGACGGUGCGCGUGAAUACUUUGAGCCAUUGGCCAAGUUGACUCGCGAGCUUGACCCAACUCGUCCUAUCACAUUCGCCAAUGUCGGCCUCGCAACAUACAAGACGGAUUUGAUCUCGGACUUGUUCGAUGUCAGUUGCCUCAACCGGUAUUUCGGGUGGUAUUCCGAGACCGGAGAGCUUGGCGAAGCAGAGGCUGCCCUUGAAGAGGAACUGCGUGGCUGGGAAAAGAAAUUCAAUCGCCCGAUUAUCAUGACUGAGUACGGCGCUGAUACCAUUGCCGGUCUCCACUCUACCCUAGGUUUGCCGUGGAGCGAGGAGUUCCAGACUGAUAUGCUUGACAUGUAUCACCGGGUCUUCGACCGUCUUGAGUCCAUGGCAGGUGAGCAUGUUUGGAACUUUGCUGACUUCCAGACGUCUCUCGGUACCAGGAGGGUGGAUGGUAAUAAGAAGGGUGUGUUUACCAGGGACCGCCAGCCGAAGAUGGCUGCACAUGGUUUGAAGGCGAGAUGGACCAAUCUCACCACCAGUGGGUAA
Molecule: messenger RNA, 1911 nt
Organism: Penicillium robsamsonii
Lineage: Eukaryota; Fungi; Ascomycota; Eurotiomycetes; Eurotiales; Aspergillaceae
Exons: 1
Coding region: 1-1911 (636 amino acids)
Biological process (GO): glucuronoside catabolic process; carbohydrate metabolic process
Molecular function (GO): beta-glucuronidase activity; carbohydrate binding
Source: RefSeq, a predicted model, not a curated record